This is a messenger RNA of Microtus oregoni (creeping vole), 3991 nucleotides long. RefSeq names its product ATP synthase mitochondrial F1 complex assembly factor 1 (gene Atpaf1). Gene Ontology annotation, cellular component: mitochondrion. The transcript is spliced from 9 exons. Gene Ontology annotation, biological process: mitochondrial proton-transporting ATP synthase complex assembly. The record is from RefSeq and is a predicted model, not a curated record. Bases 26 to 1072 code for a protein of 348 amino acids. Lineage: Eukaryota; Metazoa; Chordata; Mammalia; Rodentia; Cricetidae.
ACGGGCGUCACGGACCUUGAAUGCGAUGGAGCAGGCGCGCGGGCCGGGGGCCGAGGCUGACGCCCCAGAGGAGGAGGAGGGGGAGGCGCGGGCGGCCAUGGCGGCCGUGGUGUCUGCUGCGGGUGGAGCGUGCCCCGCAGUCCUGCAGGUGGCCGGCCUCUACCGGGGUCUGUGUGCAGUUCGCAGCCGCGCCCUGGGGUUGGGGCUCGUGUCACCAGCGCAGCUGCGCGUGUUCCCGGUACGCCGGGGCUCCGGCCUGCCCUCUGGGGGAGCAGAAGGCAGCGGGGUCAGCGAGUUGGAAGCUAACCCCUUCUACGACCGCUACCGGGACAAGAUCCAGCAGCUGCGCAGGUCCGACCCAGCUGCCUUUGAGUCCCGCCUGGAGAAGCGCAGUGAGUUUCUAAAGCAACCAGUGGGGCACUCCAAACAAAGUGAGUUUAUCAGACGUGUGGAGCAGAAGACAGAUGCCUCAGGGAAACAGCCUGUGAGCAAAGGAUUCACUAAGGACAAGACUCUCAGUUCAAUCUUUAACAUUGAGAUGGUGAAAGACAAAACUGCAGAGGAAAUAAAACAGAUUUGGCAACAGUAUUUUUCAGCAAAAGACACAGUCUACGCAGUUAUUCCUAAAGAGAAGUUUGAUUUGAUCUGGAACCGGGCUCAGUCCUGCCCAACAUUCCUUUGUGCACUACCAAGAAGAGAUGGUUAUGAGUUCUUUGUAGGACAGUGGACGGGUACUGAACUCCACUUCACUGCUCUUAUAAAUAUUCAGACCCGAGGGGAUGCAGCAGCCAGCCAGCUGAUUUUAUAUCACUAUCCUGAACUUAAGGAAGAAAAGGGCAUAGUGCUGAUGACAGCUGAAAUGGAUUCCACAUUUCUGAAUGUUGCUGAGGCACAGUGCAUCGCCAAUCAGGUUCAACUCUUCUAUGCCACUGAUCGGAAGGAGAUCUUUGGGCUAGUAGAAACCUUUAACUUCAGACCAAAUGAGUUCAAAUAUAUGUCUGUCAUCGCUGAAUUGGAGCAAAGUGGACUUGGAGCAGAACUGAAAUGUGCCCAGAACCAGGAUAAGACUUAGAGAUAUCUGAAUUGACCCUUCGCAGAGUUGACUCAGUCCUGGAUAGCCUGAAGUCCACCCAAACCCUUGACCUCCAGAGUUCAACGCAACACGCAGUCUGUAAAGAGUUACCAUGUAUGCUACUACAAGAAGAGACUAUGGGCAUGAGCCCUAAUACUUGAUAUUCAGAACGAAGGUAUACAAAUACUUUGAUAAUUACCUCUCACUCUAACGGUUCCUUUUAUGUGUUUCUGGGCAUUUAAACAAGAAAUAUUCAGGGAUCUGCAAGACUAUUGACAGGGUUUUAUUCAGUGUAACAGUGAAGUUGCAUUCUGGCCAUUUUGACUUCAUAGCUCCCAGUUCUUUGUCUUUCUAAACCUGUAGCAAUAAGCUUGAGGAUCUUAAGAGAUGUCGGCUUUAUGCAUUCUUUCCAUGCACCAGUGAACUGGCUGAAAACAACCCGAGAAUCCUGGCCAGACUCAACACAACUUGCUAUUCUCCUCAAAAUAAAGACUUCUGGCUGCCCCUCCAGAGUUGUCUUCCGUGUAACUCAGCGAUUGCAGGUACAAGUGCCUGCAAUAAUAAACAAAUACAAUGCCUGCACACUGUUAAACCGUUGCUUUUGGCCCUGCUCCCUGAACUCUGCCUGUGAGAAGCUAAUGAAUCAGUUCAGUGUAAAUAAAACCUUUUUAGAAGAUCAUUCCAGAUUUGCAUGAUUUGAAAAGUUAUAUGAAAAUGUGGUAGAGCACAUGUUCCCAGACUUGAGUGUGGAGAAUGUAGCAGAAAGUCUGGUUUUCAGUCUUUGCUCACAGAACAGUGGAAACUCAGCUGUGUGCUGUUGGUGGCAUCAGCUGUGGGCUAAUUUUAUCAGAACUCUUCUUGGGGCUCAGUGAUUUCUUGAAAUGCCACAAAUAAGCAAGUUAUUCUUCACCAGAAGUACAUGUCUCUCUCUAGCUCCAGGUUCACUUGUGAAAAAGAAUGGUGGAUCCAGACCAGCCUUAUGAACUCAGCCUCAGGUGUCGCCCAGUGUAGCCGGUCCCUGUACCACACCUCAUCUUAUCUAAUGUGCUCCACUUUAAUCAACCUCAGUCUGAUGUUGUUAGAUGCCACCAGACAUGGUGAAUAGAAAGUUAAGUAGUAGUUUCAGCUUAUGUCUAUAUAUUAUUCAUUACAGGUUUUUUUAGGGUGGGCUUCUCAAAGCUUUUUAAGUGGGUGUGGUGGUCUGAAUAAGAACGGCUCCCAUAGGCUCAUAGAUUUGAAUGCUUGGUCACCAAGGAAGGAGUAGAACCGUUUGAAAGGGUUAGGAAGAUUAAGAGGUGUAGCUUUGGAGGAGGGGAGAGGGGCUUUGAGGUUAAAAGCCUGUGCCAGGCCCAGAGUGUGUCUCUCUCCCUCUUCCUCUCUCCCUCCCUCCCAGCAUGCAGGUCAGGAUGUAGCUCUCAGCUACUCCUCCAGUAUCAUUCCUGCCUGCUACCAUGCUCUCUGCUGUGAUGAUGAUGGACUGAGCCUCUGAAACUGUAAGCAAGCCCCAAUUAAAUGCUUUCUGUUAUGAAAUAUGCCGUGUCAUGGUGUCUCUUCACAGCAGUGAAAUGUGACUAAGACAGCAGGGUUGGCCAGCCCAUUAUUUUCUGGAUGGAGAAACAGAUAGUGUUUCUUUAACCUGGAGAAGCUAUGCUGUGCUUUCAGUUUCUCUGAAGGUUGAGUGUUUUCUGAUGCAGCUUCUAGACCUGCCAUGGUCACAAUAGUCCACAUUUUAAGAACUUGAAUGCUAUCAACUCUGCAGUUUUCCUUAAAUGCCUUCCACGCUUCUGGGUGAUAUAAGUCUGGAGACUCGGCCUUGGGUGGGGCUGCUUUUGUGGGUAUCCAGCUAUGUUUGUUUUUCUCUAGAAAGGCCCAGUUCUUAGUCACAGAACAUUUUCAUGACACCACUACUAGCAGGUAAAAAAAAAAUGAUGAUGAUGAAAAAAGUAAAGAACUAGCUGUUCAUGUCAUAUCUCCUCCCAGCUUUACCCUCAAUCCCAUCUUGCCAAAGAAGGAUGCCAUCUGACUGUUGUUAAUAUUUAUUUUACCAAAGAGAUCUAACAGAUAAAUGAAAACCGUAGUAGUUAGUCUGUAAAUGCAUUCCCUGAUUCCAGCAUACUGUUUCUAAGGUGGGCUUUGGAGCUCAUUGAAUUGGGUUCACAUAGCAGCGUUACUUUUCUUAGCUUGUUAAUGAUAAAUUACUUAAACUCUAAUUCUUACCUUUCUUCUGAACACGGGGACAAUAUCUACCUCAUUGGAUUAUUUUGAGACUUCGAUAAGCUUCUAUAUAGACUACAAUAGAAUUCAGUACAUGCUGGAUCCCUUCUUCUUUAGUUCUUCAUUAAAGACCAACACAGGGGCUCGGAAUAGCUCAAUGGUGGAACUAUGUUUCUAGCAUGUAUCAGGCCCUGCAUUUGGUUCCCAGCACCAGACAGGAAGAAAGUUAAGUCAGCAUUUCAAAUGCAGAGAUCACAACAAAUUCUAUCUCACUGGUUCCCAACUUGAGAUGCAGUGGAAUCACUUAAGAGCACUUAAAGAUGCAAUUCGUGGGUGCUGGCCGGCUGACUGAAGUAUGCAGAAAGCCCUGACAACCUACAUUUUAGUAUGUAUGUACUAGGUAAUUCUGAUGUGGGUAAUUCGUGAGCUUUUGUGAGCCAUCACCUUGUCUCUUAUGAAAAUGUCCACUAGGCGGUCUUUUCUCACCUACAGACAUUCACAAAGGAUUUAGAUUCCUCUGCUCGCUGUCUUUCUAGUAGUACUCUAGUUACAUUGCAUUAUAUUUAUUUUUGUGUGUUUACCCCACUAGACUGUGAGCUCCUUGAGGGCCAGGAUUUAUCUUUAUUCUCAGUGCCAAGGACAUGACGUGAACCACAAAAGAAACUCAACUGUUGAACAAAUAAAUGAUACAGAUUUUAGCCAUAA